Molecule: messenger RNA, 1902 nt
Organism: Triticum turgidum subsp. durum (durum wheat)
Lineage: Eukaryota; Viridiplantae; Streptophyta; Magnoliopsida; Poales; Poaceae
Source: the annotation of a GenBank genome assembly
AUGUUUGAAGCUUUGGUUGUAGCUCUGUUGUUCUCUGUUCUUAACUAUGGAAUCAACAGAGCCACAGCAAGUGGUGAUGGAGAUUUCUUCCAUAACUGCGCACCAUCCAGGUGCAGCGAAGAAGGCACAAUAGAGAUCCGAUUUCCAUUCCGCCCAGCAACCAGCCCCCCAUCCUGUGGAGCACCUGGCUUGGAGCUAGCAUGCUCAAUGGAAGCAGAUACCAUCCUACUUCACCCAAUCCUUGGACUAUGCAAGGUCACUGCAAUUGACUACAGAUUUGGUGGCCUGAAUGUCAUCCCGCUUGAAGAAUCAUGGACUAGGUGCCCGCUUCAGAAGAUCUCUGCCACCAAUCUAUCAACUAGUGUCUACAUACCUGACAGUUACGGGGGUGAAACUGCAAUCCUGGUACGCUGUUCAAGAGAGUUGAUACCAACAGAGAAGGCCGGUACGACACCAGGUAUGGGGGACAGUAUUGUUGGCCCAAUCUCUUGCCUGAGCAACACAAGCCAGUUCAUAUAUUUGAUGGACGGUAGUGAACCAAUGUAUAUUCUUCCCUUAGACUGCAAAGUGGUUUCAAAUGGUAUUUCAACGCCGUGGGAUUAUGAUAUCAAUGAUGUGUUAUUCACUGAAAGAGCCAGAAGGGUCAUUGCAUUUGGUGAGACAACCUUGACUUGGUCAGUUCCUAACAUAACCGACAUUUGUCUAGACUGCGAGCGAAAUGGGCAUCCCUGCGGAUUCAGCUCACAACGCAGGCAAGCAUUCUGCAAGCGCCAAGGUUCACGUGUGAAAGUCAUUGCAGCAACAUCAUCGGUAGCCACAUUUGUGGUUCUCUUGUUGACGGCAGCCACAGCACUCUAUCGGUCCCUAAAAUCAAAGGUCGAUGAAGAGGUGCGUUUGAAAAUCGAAAUGUUUCUCCAGGCAUAUGGCACAUCAAAACCAACAAGGUACACAUUCUCUGAAGUUAAAAAAGUAAUAAGGCGAUUCAAAGAUAGACUGGGUCAGGGUGGAUUUGGAAGCAUAUACAAAGGUCAGCUGGCAAAUGGAGUACCUGUGGCAGUAAAGAUGCUGGAGAAUUCAAAGAGCGGCGAAGAAGAAUUCAUGAAUGAAGUCGCAGCCAUUGGUAGAAUCCACCAUGCUAAUGUGGUCCGUCUCUUGGGAUUCUGCUCAGAAGGAACAAGGCGUGCUCUUAUCUAUGAAUUCAUGCCUAACGGAUCUCUCGAGAAGUAUAUAUUCGCACAUGAAUCAGAUAUUUAUCGAGAGCUAUUAGCACCUAAUAAAAUGCUGGACAUAGCAUCAGGCAUUGCACGGGGAAUAGAAUACCUGCAUCAAGGGUGCAAUCAGCGGAUCCUCCAUUUUGACAUCAAGCCUCACAACAUCUUGCUAGAUUACAGAUUUAGUCCAAAGAUUUCUGAUUUUGGGCUUGCGAAGCUGUGUACAAGGGACCAUAGCAUCGUCACACUGACUGCAGCUAGAGGAACAAUGGGUUACAUUGCACCAGAACUGUAUUCUCGAAACUUUGGGAGAAUAUCCAGCAAGUCCGAUGUCUAUAGCUUUGGCAUGCUGGUGCUGGAAAUGGUGAGCGGUAGGAGGAACUCAGAUCCAUGGAUUGAGAACCAAAACGAGGUUUACAUCCCAGAAUGGAUAUAUGAGAAAAUAAGCACGGAGCAAGAACUGGAAUCAUCAAGGGAAAUGACGCAAGAAGAGAAGGAUACAGUAAGAAAGCUAGCCAUUGUGGCACUGUGGUGCAUUCAGUGGAACCCGAAAAACCGCCCAUCCAUGCCGAAAGUGCUGAACAUGUUAACAGGAGCCAUUUAUUUCGUCUCCGGGCCACCCCAUGCCACAAAUCUAGAGAUUUGUUUCACUGGGACUCUGAAUGUAUUUAUUUCGGACACCGAUACUUAA